AUGGCUGUGGCCAACCUCACAUACCAACCACAGUUCCAGCUCCUUGGCUUGAUGGAUGGCACAGAUGCCCACCCGCUGCUGUUUCUGCUUUUUCUUUGCAUCUACCUGCUCAACGCCCUGGGCAAUCUGAGCAUGGUGGUGCUGGUGAGGUCUGACGGGGCUCUGUGCUCCCCCAUGUAUUACUUCCUGGGUCACCUGAGCCUUGUGGAUGUCUGCUUUACCACAGUCACUGUCCCCAGACUGCUGGCCACUCUACUCCACCCUGUCCAGACCGUGUCCUUCGAGGCUUGCUUUGCCCAGAUGUACUUCUUUGUAGCGCUAGGCAUCACCGAAAGCUACCUCCUGGCAGCCAUGUCCUACGACCGCGCCGUGGCUGUGUGCCGGCCGCUGCACUACGGUUCGGUCAUGACGCCCUGGCGCUGCCUUGCAUUGGUGGCUGCGUCCUGGGCUGUGGCCCAUCUCCACUCCCUGCUGCACACACUGCUCAUCUCUGCGCUCUCCUACCCCCGCUCCGCCCCAGUGCGCCACUUCUUUUGCGACAUGACAGUGAUGCUGAGCUUAGCGACCUCAGACAUGUCAGCUGCUGAGACUGCCAUCUUCUCAGAGGGCCUGGCAGUGGUCCUGACUCCACUGCUCUUAGUGUCCCUCUCCUAUGCCCGCAUCCUUGUGGCAGUUCUCGGAGUGCGGACCACAGGAGGUCGGCGCCGAGACUUCUCCACCUGCGGGGCACACCUAGUGGUGGUAUCGCUUUUCUUUGGCUCAGUCCUCUCUGUCUACUUCCGGCCAUCAUCUGCUUACUCAGCUCGCUAUGACCGCCUGGCCAGUGUGGUCUAUGCAGUGAUCACGCCGACCUUGAACCCUUUUAUCUACAGUCUUCGUAACAAAGAGGUCAAGGGUGCCCUAAAAAGGGGGUUCAGAUGGAGAGCUGCACCCCAAGAUGAGUAAGGGAAGGUCUGGGUUAAUUGUCAUGUCAAAAAUAGUACUAAUCCCAAAUCAAUACGGUCUCAUUCCCUCUCUCUCCAAAAUCAAUAUAUCCUCAU
Peromyscus maniculatus bairdii (prairie deer mouse) is the source of this 1040-nucleotide messenger RNA. RefSeq names its product olfactory receptor family 1 subfamily R member 1 (gene Or1r1). Gene Ontology annotation, molecular function: olfactory receptor activity; G protein-coupled receptor activity. Gene Ontology annotation, cellular component: membrane. Lineage: Eukaryota; Metazoa; Chordata; Mammalia; Rodentia; Cricetidae. Gene Ontology annotation, biological process: G protein-coupled receptor signaling pathway. The record is from RefSeq and is a predicted model, not a curated record.